AUGCCGAAACACGAGGACCCUGAUUACCCUAACAAGCUCAUCCAGGCCAACCAGAAACGUCGGCAGAGUGGCCAAAAGUCCAAGAGUACCAACAAUCCUCCCACCCCACUCCUCGAGCAUCCUCAUGCAACACUUAAGUCCAGGCUUCCGUCUGAAGGCGUCCAGGAAAAUUGGUAUCCUACCUUGAGGAAGACCUUGUGGGUCCUAUCAAGGCUGCAUACGUAUGUCAAUGAUGCUAUUUUUGAGGAUUUCGCCGGCGAGGCGGUAGGCAUUUGCUCGGAAUCAAUCAUCAAAGCCUCCAACAUGAUGAACUCGGGCACGAGCCACCAGGCCAGCUCGACGACUCCGGCAAUGAGCUCGAAGAUCCAAGCGAAUUCGAUUGAUCGGGAGCUGUUUGUGAUCAGACAUCUGUUGAUCCUCAAGGAAAUGAUCCGAACACUGGAUGUUGUCCAAGUCGAGCGGGCCGUCGAUCUCGGGCCAAUCACCAAUGUCUUGAAAGAGAUCCUGAACCCAAGCUUCAAAGACUUGCUGAUCUUCAAGCCAAUCACCUUGAUGAAUAAGCUGAAGAACCUCAACCACAGUCAGAUCAAGUUUUCAAACGGAUGCGAUACUCGUCUCAGAGAGAGCAGGACCGCCAUCGCCGCUGCCCGGAGAAGAAUCAACCACCGGACAACUUGA
Puccinia triticina is the source of this 678-nucleotide messenger RNA. RefSeq lists its product as uncharacterized. The coding region runs from base 1 to 678 and encodes 225 amino acids. Gene Ontology annotation, biological process: intracellular protein transport; intra-Golgi vesicle-mediated transport; Golgi organization. NCBI's taxonomy places the organism in Eukaryota, Fungi, Basidiomycota, Pucciniomycetes, Pucciniales, Pucciniaceae. Gene Ontology annotation, cellular component: cis-Golgi network; membrane; COG complex. The record is from RefSeq and is a predicted model, not a curated record. The transcript is spliced from 2 exons.